UUGUUCUAUUUAAAUCCCCAGGACGAUUUUUCGACUUUGUUCACCUCUUAAUCAAAAAAGCUGGAACAUCAAUGGCUCUAGAGAAGACUAGAUUCGAAACCAUAACCCCAUCUCGUUUCAUCACCUUCACUUUCCCCAACCCCUCCAACUCAACCACCCUCCUCCGCGUCGCCGUCCUCGACACACCUUUUCAACUCACCGGCUCACCCCGAGUAGCCGCCAUGCUCGUCCCCAAACAACGGGAGUCCGACUGGAUCUUCUCCACCGAGUCCGGUCACCUCCAGCUCCUGCUCAGCUCUCCCGGGAUCGCCCGCCUAAUCCUCACCGGCAACCAGCCCAGCAACGGUCACCAUUCACGGGCAAUCUACCACCGUCUAGCUAGAAACGACUCGUCGUGUGAUGGCGAACUCGGGGUGAGUUUGAAACCUCUUUUCCUUGCUUUAUCUCCUAAGUCUUGCUUCAAACAUGGCAUUCCUGAGAUACCCAUUUUGAGUUAUGAGGAUAAUGUGAUUUGUGGUGUGGUUUUGGAGAGGUGUGUUGGGUCUUUGGUUGGUGAAAUGGUGGUGGAAGAUGUGGAGAUUGAGAGUGGUGGUGAGGCUUCAAAGAGGGAGUUCAGGAGGCGUUUGAGGUUUAAAAGAAUGCCCAAUUUGGUUCAAACGGAGGUACGUAUUGUUCCCAACAUGGGUUUUGGUUUGGAUUAUGUGGAAAUCGGAGAAGUAGAGUUUAGGCUGGAUAAUAGUAUUUUAGUGCACCCUUAUUUGGUUCCUAUGGUGGCAAGUCUUCAGUUGAUUGCUUCUUAUAUUGAGGGUCGGAUUCGAAGUGGGUUUAGGCCGAAAGCUUUGUGUUUAGGAGUUGGGGGUGGAGCUUUGCUUGGAUUUUUAAAAGCCGAACUGGGUUUUCAGGUUGUGGGUGUGGAGGCGGACAAGGAAGUUUUAAGAGUUGCUAGGAAGUAUUUUGGACUGGAAGAUGGUGGCGGUGAGCAUAUCAAUGUUUGCGUUGGAGAUGCAAUAAAAGUUAUAGAGAAACUUGCGGGUCGAGGUAAUGGACAAAGUUCUGGUUCUGUUGGUGCUCAUGAGAUAGUGGAUGAUUGUGCUGUGCUCGAUGGCAAUGACGUUGAUUCUAAAUUUAAUGUAGUGCUAGUUGAUUUAGAUUCAAGUGAUGCUGGAGAUGGUAUAAUUGCUCCACCAUUCGAGUUUGUUAGGAACGAUGUUCUUUUGGCUGCCAGAUCAGUUCUUUGUGAUAAUGGGAUCCUUGCUAUAAAUGUUAUUCCUCCAAAUAGAUCAUUUUACACAACAUUGAUACAGGAGUUCAGAGAAGUUUUCCACGAGUUGUAUGAAAUCGAUGUUGGAAAUGGGGAAAAUUUUAUUCUUAUUGCUCUUGUGUCCCCUGUUACAUCUUCUACCAGUGAUUGCGAGGAUUGCUUCCUUAACAAACUAAGAACGGUUAUAUCAGGAGCAUACAUGAAUUCUAUAAAGAAGAUCUGAGAUGGGGUGCAAAGAGAAGGUGGGAUGAUCAACCCCUUGGGACCCAACAUAUUUUUAUCACUCCGCUUCUGGAUGGAUUGGGGGACGGAAUAUGAAUGUAAGAUAGCAUUGUCUUCUCAAUUUUAUACCAAUUUGUUUUAUCACAAACCAAUUAUAAUUAUGGAAAGAAUAAUAAAAUAACUUUUCUACGAUAGCUUGCGUCUGAACUUUCCACUGUACCAAACAACUCAACUGAUGAAGAAUCCCCACCAUACCUGCGUACUUUUCAUCCUUCCACUUUCCAUUCCCCUUACCUAGCAUAGUGUAAAGGUCUAUGGGUUGGGGAAGUUUAAUUGUGGGCCCUCGUACUCAAAUCGGAAACAUGCCCCAGCAAUGUUCUUGGGAACUCCUUAAGUGCUCCCUAGAGGAGAAUUCCAGAAUUUAGGUAAGAAGUUGAUUGGGAUAGCAUGCUGGAGAGGCGUUUUUCGGAAAUGGCAAAGCGUGUGGUGGUGGCAUCGAAUGUGGAUGUGGCCCUGGCAAAGAGUUGGAUUAAUGAAAACAACGUCAACGGGAUUUGUUUUCUCCUUGUCUAGUGAUUACAAGUGUUUUCGCCGAAUCAGUAAUUCGUAGUCUUGCUUUCUCCAGUCUCCCAGCGUGGAAGGGUAACCAGGGAAACCCUCUGUCAUUCAAUGAGAAAACUUGGAUCGAUAGUGAUGGUACCACUUUGCAGGUUCACUAGUUGAACCCAGUUGGAGAUCAUAAUUUGGUCAGAAGCCCCUGAACCAUUGAACUUACAUAUUGAAGCAAAGGAUAAGAGGCACACCUUCAUGCAAGGCCUACACGCAUUUGUUUGUGCGCCACCUGUAGAGGCAAAAGGAUUGGGAGGCGUGUUUAAGUUUUCUCCUCCCAUCAUCUGAACAACAACUUUCAUUGAAGGAUGAUUGACUGGAUACCAUUGGAUGCACCAGAAUCCUAGAAUUGCAAGUUUGUUUGGAAUUUUACCAUAUCCUUCUUCACCUAUAUGGAUUCGUAGGUCAUCUUCCUCUUCUAGAAGAUUAUAAAUCCAUUUAGGGUACUAAAUUUCAUUGGUGUUCUCUGUGGGUGAACUAACAUUCGUCCCUCCUCCUACCAUCUCAAGCAGUAGCAUUCCAAAACUAUACACAUCUGACUUAUGGGACACAUUUCUAAAGUUCCUGGAGAACACUUCAGGUGCAAUUUAGCCCAUGGUCCACCUAUCUGUAGUCAUUGACGCUGUUUUUAUCCUUGGAACAUAACUUUGCUAAACCAAAGUUCAAAAUCUUUGGAGUGAAGUGGUGGUCUAGCAAAACAUUACGAGGUUUGAUAUCAAAAUGAGGAUUCGCCAAUCA
This is a messenger RNA of Prunus persica (peach), 2830 nucleotides long. Its product is annotated as methyltransferase-like protein 13. Lineage: Eukaryota; Viridiplantae; Streptophyta; Magnoliopsida; Rosales; Rosaceae. The coding region runs from base 72 to 1484 and encodes 470 amino acids. The transcript is spliced from 4 exons. The record is from RefSeq and is a predicted model, not a curated record.